UCGUUGUGACAUCGUAUUUUGUGUGGAUUCUCAAGAAGAUUCUUUUGUGUGGCGUGAAGUGAUCAAGUGAAAUAGUUUGGUUCUAUUGUUCAAUUCGGAAAUAACGGUUUCAAGCUAGAAAAAAUGAGUUUUAAUUUAAUCGUUGCAGGCAUUUUGCUGCUACUCUCGCAUGAUAUCAAUGGUUCUCCGCCGCGUGACUCCCGUGACAUUCAUAACAAAGAGAUUGUUGGCCAAGCGACAAAUAUCAUAACAUCAAAACUGCUCAAAAGCAAUAUCGAAAACAACAAAAACACUGUAUUCUCACCGAUUGGCUACGCUUCGAUUUUGGCCAUUCUAGGUGAAGGUGCACAAGAUGACACAAACAAUGACAUCAACACAAUGUUGAAGCAUCCAAAUGAUCGUGCUCUGGUGCGAAGUGCCUAUCGAACCGUUUUGACUCAUUUGCAAGGAAAGGACCCACAAGUGGCUCCACAAUUCCGCAGCUGGUUCUACAUUUACAAGAACAACAGCAUCGAUGACGCCUACCGUCAGAUUCUUGUGAAUGACUAUUAUGUCUCGGUUAAAGAGGUUGAACCAUUCAACACUCCCGAUUUAGGGCAAACGGAAGAAGCAGCCACACAACAACCUUUUGUCAAACCAGCCGCAGAGGCAACUGAACAACCAGCAUCAGAAAAAAACGUAGAAAAAGCCGAAGAACAAGUUGAAGAAAAAACCGCCAUCAAAACAUCCGAAAGUCAAGUUCAAGUCAAACCAGAAAAAAAACCAACCAACAGCAAAGACAUCGUUGAGUUUGAUUCAUUCAAAAACGAAGCCGGUCUAGCCGAUGAGACUCGCUUGGAUACACAAAACGAUCCAUCGAAAUUCGACGAAGUCAUUGAAGAUCGCCAAUAUGUCGAAGUACCACUGAUCAAAGACGAAAUGAAAAUGGUUGACGAAAAAGAAGCUGUUAAAACACAAACAGUCGAAGAAAAAAAGGUUCCCGAAAAACCCGUUGUCAAAGCCAAACAUGAAGUGAAAGGUGUGAAAAAAUCACUUCUGCCAAUCAAACAUUACGAAGAAAUGGAAAUCAUGCAAGCGGCCGAGUCAAGAUUGGGAAAAGUCUUUGGCGGAAAAUUCGGCGAAGGCGCUUCAAUCAUCAGCGGCAACUCAAUCGUCGGCGAAAAAGAGAACCUCGAUGAAAACGAAACAGAGAUCUACGAACCAAAGAUGUUGGUAUUCAACGGAUUGUACUAUCAUGGCAAUUGGGCCACACCAUUCCAGCAUUUGAGAGAUCAAAACACAGAAAAUACCUUCAACACUGCUGAUGGUCAAAAGAUCCCAAUUAAAAUGAUGAAAGCUCAAGGCUAUUUCAAAACUGGGAACAUUCAGAAGUACAACAGCGAAGCCAUCGAAUUCCCGUAUGAUAAUAUCCGUUACUCAAUGCUUGUGGUUGUUCCACAAGUUGAAGACGGACUGAAAAAAUUGAUCAAUGACUUCAACUCGAACACACUCUCUGACAUUUGCGGCGAAUUGCGAGAAGAAUUUGUCACCGUUAGCCUGCCGAAAUUCGAGGUGCAAACGACAAGUGGAGCCGAAAAGGUGUUUGCCAAAGAAGGUUUGGCAUCGUUAUUCACAUCAAAGGCUGAUUUCGGCGGAAUUUCCAAAUCGAAAAAGCUUCACAUUGGUGAACUUCAGCAGCAUGUCAACUUGCGUGUCGAUGAAACUUCUAGUACCGAAAACUUUUUGACUGCCUCAAUCGCUCAACGGUCUAAGAUCCCGGUAAAUGACCGUUCGGUCAUCAUCAAUCGACCAUUCUUGUUCUUCGUUCGCGAUCGCAUCGACGAUGUCACCAUAAUCGCCGGCAAAAUUACAUCAUUGGAAGCAUUCGCUGCCGAUGAACCAGAAAAUUCUCAAUAAAUUCGGCUCGAAAUUAAUUCAGCUUGUGAUA
Sitodiplosis mosellana (orange wheat blossom midge) is the source of this 1927-nucleotide messenger RNA. RefSeq lists its product as uncharacterized. Lineage: Eukaryota; Metazoa; Arthropoda; Insecta; Diptera; Cecidomyiidae. The record is from RefSeq and is a predicted model, not a curated record. The coding region runs from base 124 to 1896 and encodes 590 amino acids. Gene Ontology annotation, molecular function: serine-type endopeptidase inhibitor activity. The transcript has 5 exons.